This is a messenger RNA of Cantharellus anzutake, 1788 nucleotides long. RefSeq lists its product as uncharacterized. Gene Ontology annotation, biological process: small GTPase-mediated signal transduction. The record is from RefSeq and is a predicted model, not a curated record. Gene Ontology annotation, molecular function: GTPase activator activity. The transcript has 14 exons. The coding region runs from base 1 to 1788 and encodes 595 amino acids. Lineage: Eukaryota; Fungi; Basidiomycota; Agaricomycetes; Cantharellales; Hydnaceae. Gene Ontology annotation, cellular component: cytoplasm.
AUGUCUCGAACCCUACAACAAAAGCUUUCCAGCCUCUCUCUAUCAGAAACGUACAAGAACACAAGAGAAUCGAUCAGUCGACGCAAUAUCUUCAGCGGCCUUGCUCGGCGUGACAAUCCUGGCACCAACCAUACUAGUGCUCAACCUUCACUGUAUAGUGACAAUGGUGCAAUUGAUGAAGUUAUGCAGAAAGUUAUUACUCAGGCUGGGGUUGACUUCGAGAUUGUCCUCACGGCAUCUCAAUUUCCCGAUCCGCGUCAAGUGUCGUACGACCUAUUACUCUCUCGGAUGAUGCUCUAUUUGGAUUUGUUCGUUGAGAAUGAUUACACUGUUGUUUUCUUGGCCGCUGGCGGACGAUACACACCUCCGUGGAAUUGGGUGUGGAAGGCUUACAGGAGUUUGAAUAAGAAGUAUCGCAAGAAUCUCAAGAAACUGUACAUUGUCCAUACCACGAUCUUUACCAAGAUGCUUUUUUCACUUGCAGGAGCAAUAAUUAGCCCUAAAUUCUUUCGAAAAAUAUAUUAUGUGCAAACCUUGAGUGCGUUGGCAGAAUAUGUUCCGUUAACGAAUCUUGAUCUUCCUCCGGCCGCCUAUCAGGAGAACUUGAAGUAUGAGAACGAAAUUACGCUUCCGACCAUGCAAAAAGAGCAUUCCAAGGCUUUCGGGGUAUCACUCGAUGACUUAAUGGGUGACUAUGGAAUUUCGUCCGGUAUUCCAAGAGUCGUUAGGGACUGCGUUGAUUAUGUACGCAUGAAUGGCCUUGAGUCUGAAGGAAUAUUCCGGCGUUCCCCAAGCUCAGCACUGUUGAAACAAAUAAAAGAGGCUUAUAAUAGAGGCCAAACAGUCUCGCUAUCCUCAUUCGGUGAUCCACACAUCGCUGCAGUGCUGCUCAAGGCAUUCUUUCGGGACCUACCCCAACCUCAUCUUCUGCCCCUGAUAGAAAGGCGCUCCCCUGCCACGCUUACUGUUCUCUCUGAAGUGCUGCAUCUGCUGCACGAGAUCUCGCUUCGAUCUUCGACAAACCGUAUGGAUGCCUUUAACCUGGCUACGACAUUUUCCCCUAAUCUUCUCUCCGGAUCAAAUGUCAUACAAGAUAUGCAGAUGUGUUCCAUACCUGGGGCCUCCGCAUUUUCCUUCCCCUCGAGUAAACCGACGCUAGUCUCGGAGGGGGACGCGAAGUCGUCCACACUGGGAAUGGUUAUCAGGAUCUGUAUUGACCAUUACUUUGACAUUUUCGAGGAGCAUGCGGACCGAAGCGUGGCUAAUGCAAUGCGUCCCGCAAUAUCAGAGUCUUCCGAGUUAAAUGAUCGCUUUAUCAACUCACCACUGACGCCACCAACAUCUCGAUCAUCGGCUUCACCAUCAAAUCGCCGGAGUGCCGCCAACGAUGAUGAUGAUGAGGACCCUGAUGAGGCCAUACUUGUUAUGCCUCUUGGGCCAUCGCCCCCUAUAUCCCCAACACGCAUUCCGACCACAAUGCAUUCCCCUCCUGGUCAAGUCCAGAGACGUGAUCAUGCUGCGCUAGAUAUAGGCAAUCCGAAUGCCAGUCCCCCAAGAGCUGAGCGCUCAUUAUCCAAAUCACCAGCAUCUGCCAUUAGAGGUACGGUUCGAAUCCCUACUGCGCGGUCUAUGAUAAGUAUUGAGGGUUCUCCUGAUGGACGUCGUGGUAGUGGAUCAAUAGUUAUUGGACGCGGAGCGAGAAAAAUCAGCGGAGCUGGCGCAGGAGUAGAAGCAUACGGUAUAACUGCUGCGGGAUCCUUCGCCCCACCUGCUGGUGCUGAGUUCUAA